AUGACUGCCUCGACGAGCCCGCGAAGCUCUACCGAAGCAUUGGUCGGGUUUACACCGCAUCAUGAUACAGACCCAAAACUGGUCAUCGUUAUGGUAGGCCUUCCUGCAACCGGCAAAAGCUACGUCGCCAAGAAGCUGUCAAGAUACCUGAACUGGCUGCAACACAAGACACGCGUAUUCAACGUCGGCGAUCGUCGCAGAGAAGCAGCCAGCAGCAACUCCGAGGUGACCACUAGCUCAUUGUCGACUUCCGCUGCGACAUUCUUCGACCCCACCAGCCCAGAGUGCGUGUCACUGCGAGACCAGCUAGCCAUCAAAACCCUCAAUGAGCUCCUUGAGUGGAUAUUUAAUUCCGGAGGAAACAUAGGGAUUCUCGACGCCACGAACAGCACACUCGCGCGUCGCCAGCUCGUGCUGAGCCACAUCCGACGGCAAUGCAAGGAGGACCUGAAGAUCCUGUUUCUAGAGAACCGCUGCUCCGAUGGCGCGCUGCGCGAGGCCAAUAUCCGGCUCAAGCUCUCGGGGCCUGAUUACGUCGGCAAAGACCCGGAGACCUCACUUGCUGACUUUAGGCUCCGCGUCGUGCACUAUGAGAACGCGUACGAGCCGCUGGGGGUGGUCGAGGAGAAGCAGGGGCUCUCGUUCGUGCAGAUGACGGAUGCGGGGCGCAAGAUGAACACGCAUCUCAUUCGGGGUUAUAUCAUGUCUCAGAUCGUCGAGUAUCUCCUCAAUUUCAAUCUAGCCAGACGUCAGAUCUGGCUCUCGUGUAAUGGUGAGAGCCUCGAUGACCGAGAGGGGCGGAUCGGCCGUCACUCGGAUUUGAGCGACCGGGGACAUUUGUACGCGGCAGCUCUAGCGUCUUUCAUCGAGGACCAGCGACAGAGCUGGCACGCGGAACCACUUUCUGGUCAUAAUCCGGACCCAUCUCAAUUCUCCGUUUGGACGUCUACAUGGCCACAAGCUGUCCAAACAGGACGUCUCUUCUCAACCGAGGCAUACGGCCAAACACAUACCAAAAUGCUUGAUGAUAUGAAUGCCGGCGCAAUGGCAGGUUUGACCUUCGAUGAAAUCUCCAAACUGUAUCCGGACGAGUACGCUGCGCGAAGGCGCGAUAAGCUCAAUUAUCGGUGGCCGGGAUUAGGCGGCGAGGGGUACGUCGACUUGAUCGUCAGGUUGCGACCCCUCAUCGUCGAGCUCGAGAGGACAACUGACAACCUGAUAUUAAUUACGCACCGCGCUGUCCUUCGAAUUCUGAUAACUUAUUUUCUCGGCAUCCAGAGAGAGAACAUUGGUGAGGUUCAGAUGCCUCGUGACACCAUAUUCUGCUUCGAUAUAGAACCGUAUGGGAUUUCGCUCCGGCCAUUCAAAUAUAACUCGGAGGAGGGAACUUUCACUCAAAUGCCAACUAGCGAGAUACCUUUUAUGUCGAAUCGCUAG
Messenger RNA from Xylaria bambusicola, 1437 nucleotides. Its product is annotated as 6-phosphofructo-2-kinase-domain-containing protein. The coding region runs from base 1 to 1437 and encodes 478 amino acids. Gene Ontology annotation, molecular function: ATP binding; 6-phosphofructo-2-kinase activity. Gene Ontology annotation, biological process: fructose metabolic process; fructose 2,6-bisphosphate metabolic process. The record is from RefSeq and is a predicted model, not a curated record. Gene Ontology annotation, cellular component: cytosol. The transcript has 3 exons. NCBI's taxonomy places the organism in Eukaryota, Fungi, Ascomycota, Sordariomycetes, Xylariales, Xylariaceae.